Habropoda laboriosa is the source of this 1259-nucleotide messenger RNA. Its product is annotated as DAZ-associated protein 2-like. The transcript has 6 exons. Bases 102 to 632 code for a protein of 176 amino acids. Lineage: Eukaryota; Metazoa; Arthropoda; Insecta; Hymenoptera; Apidae. The record is from RefSeq and is a predicted model, not a curated record.
UGUCACAGCCGUUGCUUGUCUCCUCAGUAUUGUAACUUAAAUCGGUGAUUUAAUUAGGAAUAACGUAUUUUUUUCUAGAAUUUGUGAAACGUUAAGCAAUAAUGACCGACAAGAAAGCAUACCCGGUGACACCUCAUCCACCAACAGGUUUUGUCCCUGCGCCGGCACAGCCUGCUACCUACGGUGGUACACUUGCAGGUGCCGCACCGUAUGGAGUAUUUCCUAAUCAACCUCAACUGUAUGCAGCGCAAGGCCCACCGCCGCCGACAUAUGAUCAAACGCUAACCCAUCCGAUGAUGUAUCAGCCAAUGUAUGGUCAAGGGUAUCCGGGAUAUUUAGCAGGCUCAUGUUAUCCUGCAUAUGGCCCAUUACAAUAUUACCCACCGUUGGCUGCGGCUGCAGCGUAUUACCCUGCAGCAGCAAUGCAGCCUCCAGUUAGGCCCCCUACACUUGUGAUGCCUAAUGGGUUCGACGCUACUAAUCGAUUCGAUAGUAUCUCACAACCCGUCUUGCCACCACCCCCAACAGUUCCAAACGCCGCCCAGUUAGCUGCAAUGGCGAGCCACAGCGUGGCUAUAUCACAAAAGAAAAACUUCCUAGGAGGAGGAACAGAAGGCGGUUACACCUUUUGAUCUUAGCAAUCGGUCGGCGCAUCGAGCAUACACUAUGAGAUUUAAGAGAACCAUUAAGAGAAGGGAAGACUCGUGCGACGCUCGUCAUACGAUUGCAAAACUACUAUUUUAAAUUAACUCGAAAAAGAAAAAAAAGAGAAAAAAACCAGAAGCACAUUUUUGUAAAAGAACAACGCGUGAAAGUUUCUUAAGGGCCAGCAAAUCGUGGAGUCCACAGGUCUUUGAUGAUACAUCGUGGUCUCUUGGUGGUAACUUCACGAUACUAUCGAGUGAUAAAAUAUAAAUCUUUUUUUGACGUACUUAAAAUAGAAUUUAAGAAGAUGAAAACAAUCAUUUGGAAUGCAAGAUAUACUCUGUUUGAAAUUAUACGAUUGCCAACACAAUAAUAUUGAGUUUGAGUAAUUUCAAAAGCAUCGCGUAAUCUGAAUACUAUAUGGAAUUUCUAUCAAAAACGAUCCUCUCUUUUUUUUUUUUGUUUCACUGCGCGAUGUGUAAGUAUCAUUUAAAUCGUUUUUCAAGUACGUUUUGCUCGAUCUUUCCCCAGAUAUAUGUAAUCUGAAACGCACGAGAGGUUCCACUUUUUUUUUAAAUUUAACAAGAGGGAUAUUGAACGCGAGCGAGGGGGGG